UUGUAGCGAGUGCACGUCUCCUCUGCUCCCAAACGUCCGCGUACGAUCGCGCAAAAAACUUUUCAGUGCCGUUACGAACUAUCUUUUGAAUAUUGAAAAUUAAAAAAAAAUGAACAAGACCUUUUUGUGGUGUUACUUUAUCUGAGUGCGAAGAGACUUCUCGAGUGAAGGAGUGCUUCGGAGGCUAAUUACAGGCUGCUAGGCUAAUUGGUGGGGCCGGCGUUUCAUGAAGUGUGAGAGACGGACGUCGGGUAGCGGUAGCGGGCAGCAGGGCAGUUGCAGUCCGCACAUGCUGGCCAUGGACGUGACUAAAGAGUCCCGCGCCUCGCCGCUGCCCGCGGCCGCGCAGGCCUCCGGCACCGCCACACAACCGCCGCCGCAGCCGCAGAUCUGUGCGGGCUGCAGUAAGGUGAUAACGGAGCGGUACUUGCUGAAGGCUCUUGACCAGUUGUGGCACGAGGAUUGCCUGAAGUGCGGCUGCUGCGACUGCCGGCUCGGUGAGGUCGGACACACGCUCUACACGCGUGCUAACCUCAUACUCUGCAAAAGGGAUUAUUUAAGGCUGUUCGGUAACACGGGCUAUUGCGCGGCGUGCAACAAGGUGAUCCCCGCGUUCGAGAUGGUGAUGCGCGCGCGCAGCAAUGUCUACCAUCUGGAGUGCUUCGCCUGCCAGCAGUGCAAUCAUAGGUUUUGUGUGGGCGAUCGCUUCUACUUGUGCGAGAACAAGAUCCUAUGCGAGUAUGAUUAUGAAGAACGGCUUGUGUUCGCAAACAUGGCUUACAAUCCUCCGCCGCUAGCGCAUCUCAAACGACAGACCACCCAUCUUUCCCCACCACCGACAAGCAACGCGAUGAGCCUAAUGAAUGGAUCGGGCCGCUCCGGUGACAUGAACAACAAUAUGUCGGGCUCGAGCACGGCUGCGUUCGUGCCCCCGCCGCACCUCAAGCCCCUAGGCCUGUCGGCAACCAGCUGAGACUACCGCGCCUGAGAUACGGCCCACCCGUACACCAAGUAUCAUAAUUGAACAGCUAAGAUGGUGUCGGUGAAAUGUGUCGGCGUUAGUACUAAAGUUUGGACAAGCAAUAUCACUGAUUUCGGACUUAUGUUAGUGAAAUAUGUCGGUGUGCUAAAGUUUAGGACAAUAUGUUAGUGAAAUGUGUCGGUAUUGAUAUUAAAGUGACAAUCAAAUCAUCAAUGUCUGAAUACUAAUGUCGGUGAAAUGUGUCGGUAUUAGUUUAGAUUAAUAAUGGUGGCAAAGUGUGUUGUAAUCUGCAUUGGAUAGUACAGACAGACAGUUAUAAAAUUGUAUCGAUAUAAAGUGUUUAUCGUGUUAAUGUAAUAUGCCAAAACUUUUAAUAGUUAACGAUCUCUGUAUCUUAGAAGUGAAUAAUAGCUUCGAUAUUUAAUCGUUAUAAUGUUAAUGUCUAUUUAGAGAUCUCAGAAAGGCAGUACUAAAUAAACUAAGUGAAUGUAAGAAAGGUACGGUUUCGUAUAUAACCGACAAGGAAUGCAUGUUUUAAGACUGUCAGUCAUUGUAUUCUAUAGUGUUGAAAUGUUUAUGUAAAUAUUAAAAUAUAAUAAUAAUUUUUAUUUACUUUCUAUAUUAAAUCACUCGUUUAUGUAUUAGUGAAGUAGAGUUGAAUUGGUAGAUGGAUUAUGUAUGUCGAUCAAAUAUAUUAUUUUUAAUACUUCGUUUAUAUAUUUUUGGCUUAGCCAUCAAUUUAUUAUUUGAAUUCUGUCUUUGUUA
Messenger RNA from Papilio xuthus (Asian swallowtail), 1747 nucleotides. RefSeq names its product LIM domain-containing protein Beadex (gene Bx). The record is from RefSeq and is a predicted model, not a curated record. Gene Ontology annotation, biological process: positive regulation of transcription by RNA polymerase II. The transcript is spliced from 6 exons. Gene Ontology annotation, molecular function: DNA-binding transcription factor binding; transcription coactivator activity. Gene Ontology annotation, cellular component: nucleus. The coding region runs from base 227 to 973 and encodes 248 amino acids. NCBI's taxonomy places the organism in Eukaryota, Metazoa, Arthropoda, Insecta, Lepidoptera, Papilionidae.